Molecule: messenger RNA, 1090 nt
Organism: Populus euphratica (Euphrates poplar)
Lineage: Eukaryota; Viridiplantae; Streptophyta; Magnoliopsida; Malpighiales; Salicaceae
Product: Rab5-interacting family protein
Exons: 4
Coding region: 185-586 (133 amino acids)
Biological process (GO): mitochondrial respirasome assembly
Source: RefSeq, a predicted model, not a curated record
UUUCGAAGUAAAAAAAAAGGGUCCAAAGGAAAACUAAAAAAAAAUAAAAUAAAAAAUCAUAUUUAAAUUGAAAGAGCAUGUGCGGUGCGCAGGGAAGGCUUGUGCUCUGUCGCUGAGUCUGAUCUCUCCACCCACAACCCAACCAAUCUUUUCUUUUUCUUUUCCUCGUAGAUCUAAAAAAACAAUGAAAGAAGGGAAAUCUGCUGCUAAAUUGAACAACAGUAAUAAUCAACAGCAACACCAGCAUCAAAAUGGGCACUUUUCUCCUUCCAAAUUCGCCAAAUUGUUGGAUCCUGAAGCCUCUUGGGACAAGGAUCAAUUGGGAGAUGUGUUGCAUUGGAUUAGGCAAGUUGUUGCCCUCGCUUGCGGUAUGCUAUGGGGUACUAUCCCUUUGGUUGGCGGUAUUUGGAUCGGCCUUUUUCUGUUGAUUUCCUCUGGGAUUAUAUAUGGUUAUUAUGCAAUGAUAUUAAAGAUCGACGAAGAAGAUUUUGGUGGUCAUUCAGCUCUCCUCCAAGAAGGGCUCUUUGCUUCUAUCACUCUAUUCCUGCUAUCGUGGAUUCUAGUGUACAGCCUGGCCCACUUCUGAUUGGAUUGAUACACCAAUCUGGCUGCUUCUGCCUAUCUAUCUUUAAGCAAUAUUCUUACUCUGUUAAUCACAGCUACAAGGCACCACUGCUUAUGCCCCGAGAACAAUGAGAAAGCUGCUUGCAAUUAUUGUCUGUUAUCUACUUUUUGAUUGUGCACCAUCAUUUCACGUAGAAUGAACAUGCUAACUCUUGAUUCAUGGUAUUUAUUUUAAAGUUUCUUCACAAUUUUUCCUUGAAAUGUAGCGAUUGAUGAUUUGGACACCUGACAAUCAAAACUGUGGUGUGGCAAAGACAUUAAUUUGAUAGCAAAAUUGUAGUGGAGUGGAGAAUGAUGAAUGAAUGCAGUUUCAAGGGACCAAAUAUUAUUUAUUUUCUUUAGGAAAAGUACUUUGAGAUUCAUGUAGUACUGGUUUUUUGAACCUGACUGCAUUUCAAUCCAUGGAAUGUUUACUGUGCCAUGCGUAUUGUAUAUUGUGUGUGAUUCUGUGGAUUACCUUCCCCUU